Rotaria sp. Silwood2 is the source of this 777-nucleotide messenger RNA. NCBI's taxonomy places the organism in Eukaryota, Metazoa, Rotifera, Eurotatoria, Philodinida, Philodinidae. The record is from the annotation of a GenBank genome assembly.
AUGAGCAAAUUGUCCCACUACGUACUUCAUCGAAUGUCAAAUCUUGAAGAAUUGACAUUAUUUCUUACAAUAUUAAGAAAUGACUCAACUUAUAUUGAUGGCAAUCAUUUAUAUGAUGAAAUUCUUGUUCAUAUGCCACGACUAAACAAAUUUACUUUCAGUAUAAUUACUGAAAUUAUUAACAUCAAUAUUAGAAGUGAUUUUCUAUUAAAUAAUGACAUUCAAUUUAGUUUCACCAAAAGAGGAUUUAAUCAAGUUUGUUCCUAUGCCGGUUAUAAUUCAACAGAGUCCAUAAUCAGAUAUCAUGUCUAUUCACUUCCAUAUCAAUUUGAAAUUUUUAUUAAUCUUAAUAAAUUUUUUCGAGGUGGCAUAUUUAAUAAAGUUCCAUGCUUAAUAAUGAAUGAUACAAAUCCAUUUGAACAUGAAUUAUUUAAAUUAGUAUCUCAAGAUUUUUCAUGUCUUGAAGAUUUACAUAUAGUAAAUACCUGUCCACAAAAAAAUAAACAACAUUCAUCUACAUUGGUUGUAUUUCCUCAUCUUCUGGCACUCAGUCUUCAUAUAUCACAUGUGAAUUAUGCUGAACAGUUUCUCUUCGAGAAAAAUACCCAUUUGCCUCGUUUGCUCAAACUUACUAUCGAUUACGAAGUAUUUGCAAUGGUAACGGAUUAUUUUACCAAUGAUGCAGUACGUCACAACUGUGCUAACUUGCAAAGUCUUGAUACAAAUGAGCUCUUUGUUCGUCCAAAACAUUUUCAUCAAUGUUUUCCUUUAUGGUAA